This is a messenger RNA of Seminavis robusta, 1672 nucleotides long. NCBI's taxonomy places the organism in Eukaryota, Bacillariophyta, Bacillariophyceae, Naviculales, Naviculaceae. The record is from the annotation of a GenBank genome assembly.
GUUGGAAAGAGAGAUGGCACCAAAUAAAAAAAGAGUGACAGUCCUCUUUGGUCGGUGUGAAAUUGUGACAAGAAAAAGUAGUAGGCUGCUGGAGCCAAAAUGACAGCGAAAAGUACGCUGCACAGUCAGAUAUGUUAGUACACUACCAAACGCAGCUGUCAGACGGCUCAAACAAUGAAGCAAUGGGGUUGACAAAGGAUAGAGAGGAAAUUGAAAGGAAGCAUCAAGAGCAAAGGGAAGUGGUGUGGCUGUGUUUUGUGUGAAGUUGUGAAGGUCGAAAUGGCGGGUUUAGAUGCAAAAGGGUUCAGGUUUUCAGCCAAAUCUUUCCUCCUCCCUCUCAGAUCCAAACACAAAACGACAACAACACGAAGAGCUGGACUUGGGUCAGUCUUUAUCCACUGUCGUCCUUUUGGCUAUCUCAUCACUUACCAAUAGUAACAACAACAAUGACAUCCAGAGCCACAGACGGUCCCUGUUCAGCCAAGCCACUUGUCGACAAUCUGCCACUCCCAGAAUCCACCAUCAACUCCAAAGAAACGACCGUGGUGUUGGGCAUUGAAGGAUCGGCCAACAAGGUCGGCGUGGGUGUAUUGCGGUACCAAAAGAACAAUCACACGUACGAGAUCUUGUCCAAUCCACGCAAAACAUUUAUUGCUCCAACGGGACAAGGAUUCUUGCCCCGUGAGACCGCAUGGCAUCAUCAAGCCCAUGUGGUUGCCUUGGUCCGCACGGCUCUGCAGGAAGCCUUUCCCAACGACAAACAACCGGAAGCACACGUGGAUGCCAUUUGUUUUACCAAAGGACCUGGAAUGGGGGGUCCCUUGCAAUCCUGUGCCGUGUGCGCUCGCACGUUGAGUCUGCUAUGGAAGGUCCCACUGGUGGCCGUCAAUCAUUGCGUGGGGCACAUUGAAAUGGGACGAUUGGCGACUGGUGCCAGCAAUCCAGUGGUACUUUAUGUCAGUGGAGGCAAUACACAGGUGAUUGCCUAUCAGGAUCAACGAUACCGGAUUUUUGGUGAAACCAUUGAUAUUGCCAUUGGGAACUGUUUGGACCGAUUUGCCCGUGUAAUUGGUCUCUCCAAUGAUCCCAGUCCAGGAUACAAUAUCGAACAAGAAGCCAAAAAGGAAGGAGCCCAAUAUGUGGAACUCCCGUAUGUAGUCAAGGGAAUGGAUGUCAGUUUCUCCGGUAUUUUGACGCAUGUCGAGACGUUGGCCAAGACACGGUUGGUCCAAGAAGAGGACAGCAAGAAUGGCGAAAAGGACAACAGCAACAAAAUCACCAAGGCAGACUUGUGCUACUCUUUACAAGAAACCCUCUUUGCCAUGUUGGUGGAGAUUACAGAACGUGCCAUGGCACACUGUGGACAGAAUCAAGUACUGAUUGUGGGAGGUGUGGGAUGCAACAAAAGGCUGCAAGACAUGAUGUCCAUUAUGGUAUCCGAACGAGGAGGAACCUUGUGUGCCAUGGAUCACCGCUAUUGCAUUGACAAUGGGGCCAUGAUUGCACAAGCUGGAGUCUUUGCCUUCCAAUUUGGAGAACUGACCAAAAUGGAAGACACAUGGGUGACACAACGAUAUCGGACCGAUCAAUCUAAGAUUGUUUGGAGGCGGAGCGCCCAAUGGAAGCAUACGUAGCGAGUCAAAAUAAAUAAAUACUGUAUGGUUGAUUGUUU